AUGUCUCAAGAACCCAGAAUCCCCGACGUCUACGGUCCCGGCACCCACACCGACCGCACAUUCGUCCCAGUUCCCCAAGACACAGACCGCAUCUUCCGACUUAUCGCCUCUCAAACCCCUGGCUUCACACAAGAUGAAUCCCUUCUCUCCAAAGUAAACUUCGAGGGCGAGGACUUCCCCGUCAUCUCAGGCCCUAUCAAAGCCGUCUCAGUCGCAGCCGCACUACACGCCAUGUGCGGUGUCGUGGCCGACGAGAUUCUCACCCUCCGCGGCGCUGAGAACAAAGACCGCAACAUCACAGUCAACACUACACAUACUGGCUUCUGGUUCGGUAAUGUCGCUACUGCGUACGUCGAUGGAAAAGAUGUAGUUGCGCUGUCUAAAUCAGGAGAGAUGAAGAAGCUUCUGCCUAACUGGGAGCACGGCUGGGUCGACACUCCUCUCAAGUACCGCACCACUGGUCUUUAUCCUACUUCUGACCCUGAAGUAUGGUACUCGCUUCACGGCUCCAUGAACGCCGAACCAGUCCUCAAGUCCAUUGGCGUGAACCCUUCCGAGGCCCUUUCCUCCAACGAAGAGGCUGCUGCUCACAUCGCAAAGUUCACAAGCAAGCUCUCGCCUGAAAAGCUUGAAUUCACCAACCUGAUUAACGGCAACUGCGGUAGUGUAGUCUUCACACCAAAGCAGUGGAAUGAGAGUGAGAUGGGCAAGUCACUCGCCGCUCACCCUCUUGUCAACGUCAAGGCGCAACCUCAUGCCAUCCCCACACCACCUGUCUCUUUCCCUCCUUUCGACUCAUCUGACAAGCGACCUUUGGCUGGAAUCAAGGUCCUUGAGAUGACACGCGUCAUCGCCGGUCCUCAAAUCGGUGCUAUUCUAUCUAGUUUCGGCGCCGAUGUCAUCCGCGUCAACCCCCCUCAUCUUCCCGACAUCAACAUCAUGCAGCUUACUCUCAACGCUGGCAAGCGCACCAUCGCUAUUGAUCUGCGCAAGCCCGAAGAUGCAGCAAUCAUCAAGUAUCUCCUCGCCGAGGCAGACGUUUUCAUCCAGGGUUUCCGCAUGAACAAGAUGCCCAAGUUUGGUCUUGGCUUGAACGAUAUCCUCAAGAUGGCCGGUGAGCGCGGUCGUGGUAUUGUCCAUGUCUCCGAGAACUGCUAUGGUCCUGAUGGGUAUUACGCUGAGCGCCCAGGCUGGCAGCAAAUUGCCGACGCAGCUGCUGGUUCUGCCUACGUCACUGGACAAUCCCUUAACUUGCCCAACAACGAGGCUGUUCUCCCCUCGCUCCCUAUCAGCGACAUGUCCACUGGUGUUCUGGGCGCGGUAGGCACUCUGAUUGCCCUACGCGAUCGCGCCACCAAGGGCGGAAGCUACGCCGUGCACGCAUCACUCGUUGCUGUGAACGCUUUUGCUCUGCGCCCUGACAUCGGUUUAUACUCGCCUGAGACCGUCGCCGAGUGUGCUAAGCGUUUCCAAUGGGCUGAGAUGAGAGGGUCUCACCAUGUUCUCGAUCUUCUGAUGACAGUGUGGGAUGGCUGGAAGAGAGUUCUUGGAGAUGCUUUGGCAGAGGAUGGUGGCUGGUAUCAGAGUUUCGAGGGAAGCGCAUUCGAUGGAAAGAAGUUAAGUAUUCUAAAGCCUGUCGUGAGUAUGAGUGAUGCAGAAGUGUCACCUCAUUGGAAGACGCCUAGUGUGCCUUAUGCUUAUGAGAAGGCUCAAGGGAUAAAGUUCUUGUGCAUGAAUAAUAUUGUUAGUAGUUAG
Fusarium sp. VM40 is the source of this 1755-nucleotide messenger RNA. The record is from the annotation of a GenBank genome assembly. NCBI's taxonomy places the organism in Eukaryota, Fungi, Ascomycota, Sordariomycetes, Hypocreales, Nectriaceae.